Messenger RNA from Colletotrichum orchidophilum, 330 nucleotides. RefSeq names its product amino acid permease. Lineage: Eukaryota; Fungi; Ascomycota; Sordariomycetes; Glomerellales; Glomerellaceae. The record is from RefSeq and is a predicted model, not a curated record. Gene Ontology annotation, cellular component: membrane. Gene Ontology annotation, molecular function: amino acid transmembrane transporter activity. The transcript has a single exon. The coding region runs from base 1 to 330 and encodes 109 amino acids. Gene Ontology annotation, biological process: amino acid transmembrane transport.
AUGUCCGCACAGACUGACAUCCUAGACUACUGGGACCACGCCAUUCCGCAGGUUGCCAUAGAACUCACCACGAUCGUCGGGCUCGUCAUCUUCCUAUUCAUCAUCACCGUGGGCGGUGGGCCAAGCGGGGACGCCAUCGGCUUCCGGUACUGGAACGACCCCGGGCCGAUGAACGAGUACCUCCGGCCCGGCGCCCUCAGCCGUUCCCUCGCCUUCUGGAAAGUCUUCAUCCAAGCCACCUUCUCUUGCGACGGGAGCGAAAUGGUCGUCGUCGCGUCCGGCGAGACGAAGAACCCGCUUCGCAAUAUCCCCAAAGCCCUUGUCUCUUGA